UGCAGCACCGUCGAGGAAGAAGGUUCCAGUGGAUUUGACAUUUAAGCGUGAGUCGCGUCCUUUCUUUUACUGUCUAUGGUCGCGUCGCGUGACUGGAUAGCGACUGUACUGCAGCCAAAGACGUCGGAGGCACAAUGUCCCAGGCCCAGCAGUCUCCAGCCGACCCUGAACGACCAGGAAACUCAGUCGUGGUGUGUUCGGGUCCCGUAGGAAUCGACUACAUCCCCACAGAGGAGGAGAGGAGAGUGUUCAGGGAGUGUAAUCAGGAAAGCUUCUGGUACAGAUCUCUCCCUAUAUCUGCCAUCAGCAUGGCCUUCACUCAGUUCCUUAUCUCCAGAGGUGCUCUUGCAGCCUCCGGUAGAUUUGGAUCUUUGCCCAAAGUUGCUUUUGCUGGUGUUUGUGGCUACUUGGGAGGGAAGAUGUCAUACAUGAGGACAUGCCAGGAGAAAUUUAAGAGCUUGGAGAAUUCUCCACUGGGGGAGGCGCUGAGACUGAGACAGCGGCACCAACCACCAGUGUUUACCCAUAAACACCCAGAAAUGAGUGAUCCAAACAAAGCUGAAUUUGAGCCGACCUUUCAACUUGAUGAUCAGAGGAAUCAGUCUUUUUACAUUGACCCUAUGUCCUCAGCAGCUCAGUAUGACACUCAAAUUACCGCAGAACCAAUGAACGUUGAGGAGGAUGUACAGAAGAAGCACAUUCUGUAUGAGGAGCUUCGGAGUAAGAACAGGGAAAACUAUGACAAACCAGAGCCACUGUUGAAGCCUUCACCUGAGACCAUCCCAGCCAAGAGAGGGAAGAAGAAUAAAUACGGAGACACAUGGGAGGAAUGAGAGCUGCUUCAACACUGUUUUACUGUCUAGAACUGUCUUUUAUGAUACAAAUGUCUAACUAUAUCUGACAAAUGUCAGUCAUUGACUGUACCUGUUUAAUUUAAUUAAAGACCAUUUUUAUUUUAAAACUGUGUGCAGCUUAAAGGGAUAUCUCACCUUCAGUUGCUGGUUUCCAUUGACAUUUUAAUAGUGUGUUGAGAAAAGAAAACAAAAAAACACUACACAAGACAAUGGAGACCAGCUGAAGGUGAACUAUAAUUUAAAUACAUUAUCUAAUAAUAGCAGAUUUGCUAUAGAAAGAUUGGUGCUUUUGCACUCACUGAACUGGUCCCAAAGCUCCAUUAGCACUGCAGUCCAGUUGCUAGCAUUUUGAGAGUUUUAGCACAUCAUUACUGUCUACAAAACUGUAUGAAGUUUGUCUCUUUUUUUUUUGUCUUUUUUUUUGUCAUUUCAUUAAAAUCAUUUAGGUAGCAGCA
Messenger RNA from Carassius auratus (goldfish), 1309 nucleotides. RefSeq names its product OCIA domain-containing protein 1. Bases 135 to 833 code for a protein of 232 amino acids. Lineage: Eukaryota; Metazoa; Chordata; Actinopteri; Cypriniformes; Cyprinidae. The transcript has 8 exons. Gene Ontology annotation, cellular component: endosome. The record is from RefSeq and is a predicted model, not a curated record.